AUGGCUAGCAGCGAUCUACGAAAGUGGGCGAAGAAGGAACGUAUGUUACGAUAUGUAGUGGAUUCGAUUAUAGAAUUUGUGCAGAAUUAUGACGAAGCUCGUGACAAAGGUUCAGUGGAGGCACGGAUGAAGAAACUUGAAGAAGUGUACGAUAGUUUUAGUGAAGUGCGAAUAAACAUUGAACUGUUGAUGGAAGAAGACGAUGAAGAAGAUCACACUGAAACGGAUGAAAGUGAAGAUGCCCGUAGCAAACGGAUCGCCUUGCAGAAGAAGAAUGAUGAGAAAAACAGGAAGAUAAUGAAGGAUUUCGUGAACCAGUAUUUCAACCUGAAGCAAUCACUGCAAGCCUUUAUGUCGCCACCGGGGUCUAGUGCGAGUGUUGGAUCUUCCGCCGAUCCACUUUUCACCGAGCCUAGCAGCGUUGAUGUGAUUAUUGGAGCAGGACUUUUCUUUGACCUGCUGCGCAACGAGAAAAUCAAGCUCGGGGAUAAUGGACCUAUUGUACAAAACACUUCCCUUGGCUGGAUAGUUUGUGGAAAUCUUCCUGACGAGUCGAACGUGCUCAGACCACACGUUGCCAACACGUGUACGGAGAACUUGGACGAGUUACUCACUCGUUUCUGGGAAUUGGAGUCGUGUAAAACGGACAGCGUACUAUCGUUAGAGGAAUAUGCCUGCGAGAAGCUCAACUCGGAGAUGCGUAUGGGACAUAUGGAGGAAGUGCUGGAAAACGAAGAGGACGCUGCUAUGCCACAGUACUUCAUUCCACAUCACUGUGUUAUCAAGCCCGACAGCACAACUACCAAGUUGCGGGUAGUGUUUGAUGCGUCAUGCCCUACAUCGUCCGGAAUCUCUCUCAACAAUGCGUUGAUGGUUGGUCCGACUGUCCAAGAUGAUAUCAUCGCGAUCGUCCUUCGAUUCAGGUUCCAUUGGAUCGCCUACGUUGCAGAUGCUGAAAAAAUGUACCGUAUGGUGCUGCAACAGUGGGCAGACCGGAAGUUGCACAAAAUCUUCUGGCGGGACAACCAGAAUGAAAUGAUCCGUGUCUUCCAGUUAAAUACCGUUACAUACGGAACAGCAUCAGCGCCAUAUUUGGCCACCAAAUGUCUUAAGCGGCUCGCAGAGCUUGAUGGACACAAAUAUCCCAAAGCAGCUAUAAUCCUUAGCAAGGAUUUCUACGUUGACGACAUGAUGUCCGGCGUUGACGACGUACAAGAAGGAAUCAAGCUGUGCAGUGACAUUCAACAUCUGUUGAAAGGUGGAGGAUUCAACCUACGGAAAUGGAGCAGUAACUGUCCAGCUGUCUUGGAAAAAAUACCCGAGGAACUCAGGGAUGACCGCACUUCUUUUGAGCUGGACGAUUCAAGCGCUACCAUAAAAACACUAGGGCUGAUCUGGGAACCUAGGCUAGACGUUUUUCGAUUCAAGGUGCCACAAUGGAGUUCGUCGGAAAUAUGCAAGCGUUCCGUUAUUUCCGAUCUUGCGCGGAUUGGAGUUGUAAUCAUCACUGCCAAAAUAUUCGUCCAGACUCUCUGGAAACAGAAAUUCUCGUGGGACGAACCACUACAAGAUGAACUCGGAGCUCAAUGGACAGAGUUUCGGGACAGCUUAUCAAACCUAGAAACCCUCCAGAUUCCUAGAUGGAUCGCUUUUCGCAAGGAUUGUCUUGCCGUUGAGCUCCACGGCUUUUGUGACGGAUCAAUGAAGGCCUAUGGAGCAUGUUUGUAUGUCCGAUGCACACACUUCGACGGAACAAUCACUUCGAAUUUGCUGGUUGCUAAAUCCAGAGUAGCUCCGCUGGCAGAAUCUGAAAAGAAGAGGAAAAAACUUACGACGCCCCGCUUGGAGUUAUCUUCUGCUGUAUUGCUGGCUCACCUGUACGAAAAGACAUCUGCAAGCAUCCAAGUAUCGACCCAGCCGUACUUUCACACCGAUUCCACGAUCGUAAGGUACUGGCUGUCAUCAACCCCAUCACGUUACCAGAUGUUCGUGGCAAACAGAAUAUCGGAGGUACAACACCUCACCAGGAGUGGAACAUGGAGGCAUGUGGCAGGAACAGAGAAUCCCGCAGAUGCACUAUCUCGUGGCAUUUCACCUGUUGAUUUACAGGCUAACGCGUUAUGGUGGCAUGGACCACAUUGGUUGAGGAAAGAUAAACAGAUGUGGCCUGAAACGCAAGAAGUUGUACUGGAUAAACUGGAUUGGACGACUCUCGAGGAAGGAUCCAUUGUGGCAGCAGUUUCUACAAUUACUCCACCGAGCGAGAUCUUUGGGAUACACUCUACAUUGCAUCAUGUGGAAAAGCUGGUUGCAUGGUUGCUCAGAUUCAAGUACAACGCACUGCAGGCUCGUAGAUCACUAUCCAAGAAGACGGGUCCACUGACGCUUGCGGAACGAGAAGGCGCUUUGUUGCAUCUAGUGAAGCUAUCACAACAGGAAUGCUUUGCUCAGGAAAUCGCAGAUCUCGAAAGGAAUGGGGAGGUUAAGCCAACUUCUCGCAUCAAUGCAUUAAAUCCGAUGCUGGUCGAAGGUGUACUCCGAGUUGGCGGCCGGUUGGAGAAUGCACAAAUCUCGCAUAGCCGGAAGCAUCCUAUGUUAUUGGAUAAAGAUCAUCCGCUAACAUCCAUGAUCAUGCGUCGAUACCACUACGAAAAUCUUCACGCUGGUCCUCAACUGUUGAUAGCAAGUGUUCGUGAACGGUUUUGGCCACUCAGUGCUCGAAGUCUUGCUCGGAAGAUUGUGCAUAGAUGUGUAACCUGCUUCAGGAACAAACCAACCGUGCAGGAUCAACUGAUGGCUGAUCUCCCGGCUGAACGGGUAACACCAGCUCCGCCAUUUCUACGGGUCGGUGUAGACUAUUGCGGUCCUUUUUUGAUAAACUAUCCCUUCCGGAAAAGGACCACCGUCAAGUACUACGCUGCUAUCUUCGUUUGCUUGGUGACUAAGGCGGUACACAUGGAAAUGGUAGCCGAUCUCACCACUCAAGGAUUUUUGGCUGCAUUGAAAAGGUUCGUGGCUAGGCGAGGAAAGCCCACCUUGAUCAUGUGCGAUAACGGUUCCAAUUUCGUGGGUGCAAAACGGGAGUUAAAUGAGCUCGCCGUACUAUUUGAAGACCAACAAUCUCAGCAAUCCAUAGCUGCACGCGCUGCUGACAUCGGAAUUGAAUUUAAGUUCAUUCCAGCCAAAUCCCCAAACUUUGGCGGUUUGUGGGAGGCUGCAGUUAAAUCAAUGAAGCAGCACCUGAGGAGAACCAUUGGAUUGAAGAUUGUUACGCCUGAUGAACUACACACUGUCCUAGCACAAAUCGAAGCAUGUCUGAACUCCAGGCCACUCACACAGAUCAGCAGUGACCCAAACGAUCUCAGCGUGUUGACUCCAGGUCAUUUUCUUAUCCAGCGACCGCUAACGGCUGUCGCAGAACCGUGGCUGCAGGAUAUUCCUCAAGAUCGUCUCUCUAGGUAG
Molecule: messenger RNA, 3462 nt
Organism: Ochlerotatus camptorhynchus
Lineage: Eukaryota; Metazoa; Arthropoda; Insecta; Diptera; Culicidae
Exons: 3
Coding region: 1-3462 (1153 amino acids)
Biological process (GO): DNA integration
Molecular function (GO): nucleic acid binding
Source: RefSeq, a predicted model, not a curated record